Messenger RNA from Nasonia vitripennis (jewel wasp), 1749 nucleotides. Its product is annotated as probable salivary secreted peptide. Bases 1175 to 1597 code for a protein of 140 amino acids. Lineage: Eukaryota; Metazoa; Arthropoda; Insecta; Hymenoptera; Pteromalidae. The transcript has a single exon. The record is from RefSeq and is a predicted model, not a curated record.
AUUGCCGAUUGAAUGUGAUUCGUAAUAAUUUCGACGAUAAAGUAAAUUUUAGGCGUUUCGAUGGAAAGAUAGAAAUUUUGAUUGCGAGGAAUGGACUAUCUAAUAUUCGACGAUUAUUGCUUUUGAUUAGAAAUUGCUUUCUUUAGAUAAAAGAUUUUGGUAGAUUUGACGAUUGGCUAAUAAAUUUGAGUGAGAGAGAAAAGACCGGUUUUAAUAUGUUUGCGCGAUAUUCCAGGUACAGUUUAUCGGUGUCGUUUUGAAGAAGUAGAGUGAUGCAGAUAGCGCUAUUUUUUGCGCUACAUGCAGUAAUCCGCUUGACUCGAUUUGCAUGAAACUGGGAGUUAUCGAUCUAGAUUUUAAGAACGUUGUAGUUUUUGUUCUAGACGUAUAUCUAUAUCUCUCCUAGCAGAUUGAGAACUUGUUUUUUCUUGGUAUUGAUCGGAAAAAUAUUACAGUUUAUUUAUGAACAAUUAGUACAUAAUAUUAUAUUGUACCAGUUCUUCAUUGAAUAGACUCGAUUCAAUCAUAGUCAAUACACUUUGAAAAAUUUAAUUAUAUUUUUAUCGGUAUCUCUUAGAUUUCCUUAAUUGAUUAAAAUUUUGACUUUGCUUUUAUGUACACGGAAAAGCACUUGUAAAUGUACAUUUUGCUAAUAUUGCAAAGCAUGACAGAAAAAUUAAAAUAUUCACAAAAUACUUGGUGUAUAUGACAGAAAAAAAUGACUAAUUAUUUUGCCAAGUGAUUUAUUAUUGCAACUCAGUAUUUUUUUGAGUAUAAGCAAUUCAAACUCAUUACUGAAUAUUUCUCCGCGAUGAACGUAAAGCCUCGAUAAAAAACAACUUCUGUCAUCAAAACACGCUUCGAAUCCUUGAUCCACAAAAACUAUAAUCUUCCUAAAAAUACAUCUCAUAAUCCUUCCCAUUAAUUUCCCAAAAAAUCAUCCGAAGCCCCAGCCGUCAUCGCCCAAAAAUAGCAUCCUACGCUUCACACAAUACUCAUCGCCGCGUCAUAGACACGCUCUCAGUCCCGCGAAUAAUAAUUCCGAUAAGAUACAGCAGUCGAUAUACACGCACCGCAGAAGCCAAAAGAUCUUGAGUCUAAUAUAAAAGUCGCUCCGCUUGAUCCGAAUCAAGCAGUUCGAACUCACAGCUCGAGUAUAUCACACAUAUACACAAUGACGUCGUUUAAGUCAGCUCUAAGCCUGGUGGCUGUCGCCCUGGUGAUUGCAGCCAUCACCGUAAGCUCAUCGCCUAUUUCAUCGGAGGAAGACUACUCGCCGGAGACCUUCGCCGUGAACAAGUCCAACCACCUUGUUGUCGGCAACAGGCAAUACGGUGACAAGAUCAUCUACUCCGAGAACAUCGAAGAGAAGUUCCUGAUCACCGGUAAAAAGCUCAUUCUCAACAGGACCAUCCUGGCGCCUAACAACUACGUCAUCACGCAGGUCAGGGCUUUGGACAAGAUAACCGAUGGCACUGGAGCUGAACCAAUCGUGACUGGUGGUGGCCCUGAUUUAACUUGGGUCAGUUUGAGAUUCAAGAGCCAGAGGUGGCAUGGAAUCUACUUCAUCGUUGAGGUCUACGCUAGGCCAAGAUAAUUGAGAAGAUGUUGAUUAUAUUAGAACUGUACUUAGAUUUUAUCGAAUGCUUGCGAAAUGAGAAGAGAAUUACUAUGUAAAUAUGUGCAUACGCCGUUGUUUUUUUUGCCUCUUUUCUUGUUAAUAAAAUACGACUUAUUUAUUGAACGAUA